This is a messenger RNA of Necator americanus (New World hookworm), 702 nucleotides long. RefSeq lists its product as uncharacterized. Lineage: Eukaryota; Metazoa; Nematoda; Chromadorea; Rhabditida; Ancylostomatidae. The record is from RefSeq and is a predicted model, not a curated record. The transcript has 8 exons. Gene Ontology annotation, cellular component: plasma membrane. The coding region runs from base 1 to 702 and encodes 233 amino acids.
AUGGUCGCUGGCUGUGGGAACAAGUGCGUCAAAUAUAUUUUUUGGGCUAUAAACUUCUUGUUCUUCUUGUUAGGAGCAGCGAUCCUUGGUAUUGCACUAUGGUUACGAUUCGACAACUCAUUCUUGACAAAAGUCAUAAGCACUAUCAAAAUCGAUAUAAACAGUUUGCCUUUAGAAAGCUUUUAUUGGUUACUAUAUGUGGUGAUCGGUUUUGGUGGUGUUCUGUUGAUUCUCGGAUUUCUCGGAUGUUGUGGUAGCGCUUGUGAACUGAUAUGUGCAAUAGGUCUGUACUUCCUCUUCGUGCUCAUUUUGUUCGUUGUCGAAAUUGUCGGAAUUGUGCUGUACUUUGUCAACAAAGCUUCAAUACGAGAUAACUUCGUCAAUCUAUGGCGUUCUGAAUUAGUGAGCAAAUAUGGAUCAUCGCAAACAAUUCGAGAUACGUUGGAUAAUAUUCAAAGCCAGCUGCAUUGUUGUGGUGCAUCCGGUUGUGAGGACUACAUAGUCUACGGACAGUAUCCGAGCUCUUGUCAAUGUGCCACCAAUCCAUCUCAAACUGGAUGCGCUACGUACAUAUGGCAAAUCCUUGAAAGUAAUCUGAUUUACGUCAUCAUUGUAGCCGCGAUAAUCCUUCUUGUUGAGCUAUUUGCAAUGAUUUUCUCAUGUAUACUGAUGAGCGCAGUCAAGGACAAGAGGAAUAGUUAG